This is a messenger RNA of Salvia miltiorrhiza (redroot sage), 1451 nucleotides long. RefSeq lists its product as uncharacterized. The transcript is spliced from 5 exons. The record is from RefSeq and is a predicted model, not a curated record. Gene Ontology annotation, biological process: beta-D-galactose catabolic process via UDP-galactose, Leloir pathway; glucose metabolic process. Lineage: Eukaryota; Viridiplantae; Streptophyta; Magnoliopsida; Lamiales; Lamiaceae. Gene Ontology annotation, molecular function: carbohydrate binding; aldose 1-epimerase activity. Bases 320 to 1387 code for a protein of 355 amino acids.
AAAUGAAAGCAGCAGUUUGUCUUUCCCAAAAAUCUUCUAGAUGAAAUAGCUCCCAUUUAUUUCGAGAAGAUCCACACAGGACUCAUGCCGUCUGUUUCAAUUACUCUCUCACACACACACGCACAGAAAUCCUUAUCGACAAUGAACCUUCUUCUGUAAUAUCCGCACCUCAUUUUUCCUCAACUCAAACCACAUUUUUCUCUAUCCAUUUAAUUUUGUGUUUGUAUAUAUAUAUAAGUGUGUGUGUGUGUGAUACUUCUUAUACAAGUGAAGUAUACAUACAGAUUGCAAUUCUGUAUGUGCCUGAAAACCUGCGGAAAUGGACAAAGCACCUUUGUAUUUGUGUGUGAUGAUGAUAGCUUUUGCAGUAAGCAACGUGUGUGAAGCUGCUCCUGAAAUUGGCGUAUUUGAACUGCGGAAAGGUGAUUUCUCCGUCAACAUCACCAACUAUGGCGCCACCGUUAUCUCCGUCCUAGUCCCCGAUCGGAAUGGCAAGUUGGAUGACAUAGUUCUCGGUUUUGGAUCCGUAGAAGGUUACAAGAAUGAUACAACCUACUUUGGUGCCCUAGUCGGGCGCGUUGCAAAUAGGAUCUCAGGCGCUCAAUUCACUCUAAACGGCGUAGUCUACAAACUGCCUGAUAACAACAAUGGAAACACUCUCCAUGGUGGGAAGAUCGGAUUCAGUGAUGUGGUGUGGACAGUCCAAGAACACGUAAAGAACAGCCACAUAACCCUCACUUACAACAGCCACGACGGUGAACAAGGAUUUCCCGGUGCAGUAUUUGUCAUGGUGACUUACCUCUUCAUAGGAUCAAACAAAUUCGCGAUAAAAAUGGAAGCCAAGCCACUCAACAAGCCAACUCCUAUCAAUCUAGCCUCCCACACAUACUGGAAUCUCGGUGGCCAUGCAAAUGGCAACAUCCUGUCUCACAAGAUCCAGCUCCUCGCUUCCAAGAUCACACCCGUGGAUGACAGACUCAUCCCAACAGGCGCAAUCUCCUCUGUCAAGGGGACACCCUACGAUUUCCUUCGGCCUCGGGCAAUUGGGAGCAGGUUGAAUGAGGUGGCCGGUGGAUACGACAUCAACUAUGUCUUGGACAGGGCGGGGGCCGGGGGGCAUCUGAUGAAGGCAGCUGUCGUGCUCGAUGAGGGGUCGGGGAGGAAGAUGGAGUUGUGGACUAAUCAGAUUGGGGUGCAGUUUUAUACUAGCAAUAUGCUGGGUGAUACUGUGGGUAAGAAUGGGGUUGUCUAUAGAAGGUAUGGUGGAUUGUGCUUGGAAACUCAAGGAUUUCCUGAUUCUGUAAAUCGGCCUAAUUUUCCUUCACAGGUUGUGAAUGUGGGAGAGAGUUAUUUGCAUGUUAUGGUUUAUAGGUUUACAGCUAGUUAGAUUAGUACUAUGUUGUCAUGUUGCAGAUUUGCAGAUAAUUAUCAAGAAUGUUUCUGGUUUCUCA